UUUCAGAGAAGAGAAGGGAAGAGGAGAGAAGAGAAACGGAAGGUAGGAGGAACUGCCGUGGUGAAGUCAAGAAUGUCUGCCAACGAUAUUAGUGAUAGUAAGGCUGAGAUAGUUACAGUUGACAUUGGAAACUCGAACAAUUGUAAUACUAUUAGACAGAAUUUAUGGGAUGCUGAAAGUGAAGGCGAAAUGGUGGAUGUUAGGUUGGAUGAAAGACGCAUAACAUCAACCGCUGAUGAUUUUUCCUGUAGCAGUAUCCUAAAAGAAGCCGUAGAUGUUGAAUCUAUUAAAGGAAAAAUUGCUGAUGCCCGUGAUCAAGAUGAUAAUUCUGUGAACGAAGAGCAGAUUGAACAGGUUGUGCAAAAUUUCGAAAAACAAGUUAAUUUGAUUAAGAAUAAAGUGGGAAGUAAUACCGUAGUAAUUCAUUCGGUAGAUGAAUUGCCCGACGAGACAUUUCAAAGGUUGCAACAGGGUCUACAGGAUGGAACUCUUACACACAAAGAAAUUGUUGAUUCGAUAUUCAAUGCACUUGUUGGUGGAGCAUUCGAUAUUGAAUCAAAAUUUAUCAUCGAAAAUCCUAAAAAUAUUAUUCUUUUGCUGCGUUUGUUAGAUGCAGCUCCAUCUCAUUUAGAGGCAGAAAUAUGGAGCGUAUUUAUUGGCGUUGUCAGGAAAAGUACUCGUAAUUUGCAAGCUUGUUCAAGGGUUGGCCUUAUCUUAGAGAUUCUGGAUCGGUUAUCAAAUAGCGAUGCAAUUGUCUCGGAUUUAUUGGUGCAACUUCUUGGAGUGCUCACAACUUAUAGUAUUACUGUUAAGGAAACCAAAAGAUUUCUCAGUGCUUUGAAGGCAGUAAAUAGAAAAUGGCGUAAGAACUCAAUCAAACUUUUGGAUGUUUUGGGAGAAAUGCCAAAGCGCGAUGGUGCGGAUGUUUUCUUUUCGUUCCCUGGUGUGCAUAGUGCAGGUAUUGCAUUACCUCCACUGACCAAGUGGCCUUAUCAAAAUGGCUGGAGUUUUUGUACGUGGUUGAAAAUGGACCCUUUAAAUAGCGUCAAUUUCGAAAAGGAGCGUCCAUACAUCUAUUGUUUUCGAACUACAAAAGGAGUUGGCUACAACUGUUAUAUUAUGGGAAGUUGCUUAGUUAUCAGUUGUAUUAAAGUCGUAGGUAAGGAAACAGCACGGUGUAUACGAUUUGAAUUGACACCUAGAAGGUGGCACCAUGUUACUAUCUCACAUAUUUAUUCUCGUUGGUCGAAGAGUGAAAUUCAGUGUUUCGUGGAUGGCCAAAUGAUUGAAUCUUUCGACGUGUCUUGGUUUGUUUCAACUACUGAACAUUUUGAUAAAUGUAGUAUUGGCUGCGGACCUGAUGGAGAAGAACCAUUCUGUGGUCAGAUAGCAGCUUUGUAUGUAUUUUCGGAAGCCUUAAGUGCCCAACAAGCUAAUGCAAUCUUCUGUUUGGGACCAUCGUAUCAGAGUCGUUUUCUGCACGAAGCCGAGACUGACCUCGCUGAUGACUACAAAAAGUUUUUAUUUGAUGGAAAGCUCAGUGCUUCCGUUGUGAUAGCGUAUUCACCAAAAAAUUGUGAUGGGCAGUUGUGCUUACAUUCAGCGUCUAAAACAGGUUCUCCGUACUUUGUGCAGAUCCCGCAUGCCAUUAUGAAAGAGGGCGUCGAAGUGGUGAAAACUUAUUCAAUCCACAACUCGUUACAUUCCUUAGGUGGUAUACAGAUGCUUUUGCCUCUGUUUUCACAAGUAGACUUUCCUCAGUAUGAUGGAAGUGUUCGGAAAAUCGAUGUUUGCUCGAAAUUACUAUCAGCUGUAUCUCUCCUGCUAAGGACUGCUUCAAGUGCUCCUCAGCAACUCUAUCAUAGCAGAGCAUUUCUCGUCAUUUCUCAAGCCCUAUAUGAGUCGUCGCCUUCAAAUCUUACUCAACAUGUAUUGGAUAUUUUAAUUGAUAUUUCAAAAUACCUAUUAACACUUCCUUCGGGAAUACCGCUGUUGAAACAUCUUUUCGAUUAUAUUCUUUUCAAUCCUGAACUUUGGAGUAGAGCUGAUCCUACGAUACAAAUUCAAUUAUAUUACUUUUUGGCAAGCGAAUUUUUGAUGAACGUCAAUUUGACACUGAUUGUGCAACGUUGUGCUACUGUAGUUGAGGUGCUUCAUGCUAUCAAGCUAUACUACUGGGUUGUUCUGCCACGUUCACCAUCACUGUACAACGUGAUUAACCGCGAAGGAGGGCUAUCCCGAAAUGAGGUUGUAACUAUACGCGCACAUAUGUUAACUUUCGUUUCUCGGUUAAUCUGUAUGCCAGAUCCCAAAGAAAGUGGCACUAUGAAUCGAGACGGUGAAUUCAAUGCAUUAUUAAAUUUUAUCGCCACCGUAAACGAAGAUGAUAAUCUGUAUGAUGUAUUGGCCCUUACAACACGAUUACUUUCUGAAAAACCGGCAGCAAUGGUACCGGCAUUCGAUCGAAAGAAAGGCCUUGCAGUUGUGUUCAAACUGAUCAACUCUGUCAAUGAACUUGUUCGUAUACCGGCUUUGAAGAUAUUUGGUUAUUUCUUGUGUCGCUCAACUCUCAAACGAAAGACGGAUUCAGUGAGCAGUCUCAAUUUAUUGUCCCUUAUAACUGACCGGUUAUUGUUAAACGCUAGUCAUCUUACUUUGGCAACAUACAACGUGCUAUUUGAAAUACUUACCGAGCAAAUGACGCCAACACUUAAUUAUUUGGUUCAUGCAUCAAUCAGCAACGUAAUGAGAUUUGAAAACCCUGCAAUGUUAAAAGUUAUUACCAAUCUGAUAACACAAAGUGAGAAUAAUUCGGAACUAAUGAAGGUGAAGCGAAUUUUCUUGGAAGAUUUGCUGCAUAUGUGUGAAAAUUCACGAGAUAAUCGGCGUACGAUUUUGCAAAUGAGCGUAUGGCAAGAAUGGCUUAUUUCAUUGGCUUACAUUUUUCCCAAAAAUGACGAUGAAGUAGCAAUCAGCGAACUUGUUUAUCGCAUCUUUGCACAGCUUCUCUUUCACGCUAUUUAUUUAGAAUAUGGAGGUUGGAGAGUUUGGGUCGAUACUCUCGCUAUUGCUCACUCAAAGGUAUCAUGGGAACGUCACCAGAUAAAAUUUCAAAGGGGUGGUGAACGCGAAACGGAUGUUAUAUUCUAUUUAGUUCAAAAUCUUGUUUCAUGUGUGGCUCGUACAAUAGACGGGCUUGUGGAUGAAGUGGAAAGAAAAGAUGAAUCGAAAAUAUCAGCUGAUCAACCAAGUUCCAUCUACCGUACCCCGGAGUUUUGCUGGUCGGAUGUGCACUUGAGACUGCUCGAUGAUUUGCUUGUUUCAAUCGAAAGUACUGUAGAAGAGUGGAAGAAAGGCACUUCAACAAUACUGGAUGUUGUGAAUAGCAAUGAAAAUAGCGUAUUUGUUGCUAACUGUGUUCAUAUUUUAUCCCAGCUCAUCGAUUUGUUGGUAAUGGCUUGUGGUGGUCUACUUCCUCUUCUGGCUGCUGCUACAUCUCCUAAUAGCGAAUUGGAAAUAAUGGAUUCAACAAAUGAAGCACUGGCUAUAGGUAGUGCCGCUCGUUUGCUGGCACGUUUUGUCGUUUUGGCCGAUGUUUUUGUUUUUGCAUCUGGAAUAAGUUUCAGUGAUCUUGAACAAGAAAAGAAUAUGCCUAAUGGUGGCAUAUUACGGCAAAUAUUACGUCUUGUGUCAACGAUGGCUGUACGGAAUAUACUUGCUUGUCGUGUAAAAACUUCCUUUGGCAAAAUGGUAUGUAUGAAUGCCAAGCAAGUAACACGUGCUCAGCAGAUCGCUGAAUUUGUUUCGGACGCACUGGACGUAGGAGGCAAAGGAGGAAUUAUGGAUCCGGAACAUUUGGUGCAGGAGGUUGAUUUACAACGGUUAAGAGGGGUAAUCUAUCGUGAUAUGGAAGAAAAUCGGCAGGCGCAGUUCCUGGCUCUUGCGGUCACUUACUUCUUAUCAGUGCUGAUGGUAUCUCGAUACAGAGAUAUUUUAGAACCACCAUCUACUCCUAGUCCUUUUUUUGAUACAACUAUAACUGGCGGCACAAACAAAGAUUAUAGUAGUGCUUUGAGGCAAGAAUCAGGCGAAGAAUGUGUUGAAGAGAAUGGCGAGUUGUCUGAUCACGGUGAUAGCAAUAUGGAUAAAAAUGUUUUUGUCAGGGAGGAUUCGUCAGUAUCACUACAGGAAAGCAAGAAGAAAGAGCCGCAGAGUAAUGUCUAUCGGCAGGAUCACCUGAAUACAUUUAAUGAUAGCAGUCUUGCUAAUCGCGAGUUAGAAACGGGUGAACGACGAGCUUACCUCACAAUCAAGUUGCAACAAGCCUUGGAAACGACAGCUCCACUACUGCGGGAAAUACUCAUCGACUUCCAUUCAUAUCUUCAGAAAACACUGUUAGGAACUCACGGUCAGGAAAUUAUGAAUGACACCAAAGUGAUGGAAACAAUGAAAAACCAGGCAGGAUCAGUAAUCGAACUGGUUAUGCUAUUAUGUUCACAAGAGUGGCAGACCUCUUUACAGAAGCAUGCUGGAUUGGCUUUCAUUGAACUUGUAAACGAAGGUCGUUUAAUGGCACACGCAACACGAGAUCAUAUCCUGCGCGUUGCCAAUGAAGCUGAUUUCAUACUAAAUCGUCUACGGGCUGAGGAUAUCAGCAAGCAUGCUCAAUUUGAAAGUGAUGCAGCUGAACAGAUUCAUCGACGUCGAAAAGAGGAACAAAUAAAUGAUCAUUUGAUUACGGCUAAUCGCCGCAGAGAUCUGCUUGUAUCAGCACGUUUGCUGGAUAGAUUAACGUCACUAUUGUCGUACCCGGGCGGUGCGUGGAAUGAUUCAGACCAACAUUUAAAGACUUUCUGGAAAUUGGAUGUUUGGGAAGACGAUUCAAGACGACGUAAACGUUUCAUACUGAAUCCUUAUGGCUGCCAUCAUUCAGCAGCGUGCCUUAAAACUAUAUUAGAAAGCAAGUCAUCUAAUAAAGAGAUUGAUAAAGCUCGUGAAGAUCUGCUGCGUGAUUUAGUAGCACAACGUCUGGUUUCGUUAGGAUCGUUGAAACCUGGUUCUGCUUUAGGUGAGCUUGUCGAUGAAAGUGAUUUCGAAAAAUGGGCCACUGAACCUGAUGCUGCAAUCGAUUUGCAAAGAGAGAAAACAACUUAUGGUACUGCAGCGAAGUUGAUUGCGCCAGGCAUUGUUGUACCGGGAACCCUUUCUAUAACGAAUUAUGAAGUGUUUUUUGAUGCUGACGAGGAUGAUCCACUGUACAAAGAGCAAGAUCCUAAGAUUUUAUUGUACUGUGAUAAUUUGCAUGGACGAUGGCAUUUUCACGAGAUACGCGCUAUUUUUUUGCGCCGUUACUUACUCAAAAAUAUCGCACUGGAACUAUUCCUCGCUUCAAGAACUGCUAUUAUGUUUGCAUUUGUGGAUGAAAAUACAGUGCGAAAAGUGGUAGAUUGUUUGCCACGAGUUGGUGUUGGUGCUAAAUAUGGUUUACCACAGAGUCGUAAAACAAGUCUAAUGACUCCACGACAGCUUUUCAAGCAUUCUGAUAUGCCACAGAAAUGGCAACGACGAGAAAUUUCGAAUUUUGAUUACUUGAUGUUCCUAAAUACCGUCGCUGGUCGAACCUACAACGAUUUGAAUCAAUAUCCAAUUUUCCCCUGGGUUUUGGCUAAUUAUACAUCGCCAACGUUGGAUCUUAACAUCGCAUCCAACUUUCGUGACUUAUCGAAGCCAAUUGGGGCACUGAGCGAGAAUCGGCGUAAAUUUUUCCAGGAUCGUUAUAGCUCAUGGGAACACGAGACUAUUCCUCCUUUUCAUUAUGGAACACAUUAUUCGACACAAGCAUUCACUCUGAAUUGGUUAUUCAGAGUUGAGCCAUUUACGACAAUAUUCCUGCACAUGCAAAGUGGUAAAUUCGAUCAUUCAAACCGUCUAUUUCAUAGCAUAGCUGAGUCAUGGGAAAGUUGUCAGCGUGACUCACAUGAUGUCAAGGAAUCAAUACCGGAACUGUAUUACAUGCCAGAAAUGUUGCUAAAUACGAAUGGAUAUGACUUAGGGAAACGUGAUGACGGAUCCGCUGUUGGUGAUAUCGUUUUACCACCAUGGGCAAAAAGUGCUGAGCAUUUUAUUACUUUGCAUCGACAAGCACUUGAAUCGGAUCUUGUCUCAUGCCAGUUGAAUCAGUGGAUCGAUCUUAUUUUUGGUUACAAGCAAAAAGGACCUGAAGCGGUUCGUGCUACAAAUGUCUUUUAUUACUUGACAUAUGAGGGAGCACUGGACUUAAAUUCGGUUGAUAAUGCGGCCAUGCGUGAAGGUCUCGAGCAGCAGAUGAUAUCUUUUGGGCAAACUCCUGCUCAGCUGAUGACCGAACCUCAUCCACCUCGUCAUUCCAUUAUGACUAUCAGUCCGAUGAUGUUCCAGUCCUGUCGAGAUGAUUUAUGCAUGUUGAUGAAAUUUAUAUCAAAUAGUUCAGUGGUUCAUAUUAGUGCGAACACAUUUGCGCAACUGACACAUCCUACGGUUGUUUCGAUAACAAAUAAUUUAAUCUUCGCACUGAAUCGUUGGAAUACGAAUUAUGCAGGACCAUCAGUUCCUUCCAUUUCAAAUGCCAUUGGUAAUCAGAAUAACGAAAAUAACCCGGAUUCGAUGGGUAAUACGAUUGCAAAUCUACCUUUAACAGUUGAUCCACUUUUGGCUGCAGGUAAUCCAUCCCAACCACUGCCUCGUCGACAUUUGGGUGAACCAUUCGAUCAACGUCUAAAAAUUCGGUGGAAUAAUUUUGUGACAGCUGUUGAAAGUCGUUCGAUAAUAGCAUGCGGUUAUCCGGACUACAGCUUUCGUGUUAUUGACACAGACACCGCAAAAGUGCGGCAGGUAAUUUAUGGACAUUGUGACGUGGUUACGUGUUUAGCGCGUUCUGAAACUAACCUUUUCGCUGAUUGCUAUAUUGUUUCUGGUAGUUUGGAUUGUACGGUGGUACUAUGGCACUGGAACGCACAAACACAAUCAAUUGCUGGGGAGUAUAACGUUGUAGGCGAACCAGCAACACCUCGUGCGAUACUGACCGGUCAUGAAACUAUUGUCAUGAUGAUUUGUGUAUCAGCUGAACAUGGUAUUGUCAUUUCUGCAUCUCAAGACGGAACUGUUCUCAUCCAUACUACGACGGGUGAUUUAUUAAGACGGCUGGAAUCCGAAAAUUCGCAUUGUUUUCCAGAUAAGGAAGUGAAUUUGUUGUUAGUGUCAAGAGAGUGUAUAUUGCUGGUGUUGCAUGGACAUGACAAUUUAGUUACAUAUACUACAAGUGGACGAGAAUUAAGUUGUUUGAGAGUUCCCGAAAAGAUUUUAUGUGGAACAUUAUCACGUGAUGGGGAAUACGUUGUUGUUGGAACGAUGGAUGGCCGUGUUGCAGUCUUACGACUUUUUCCUAUGCAAUUAUUGUAUACAUUCCAGCAAACAGACAGCGCAGUUCGAAGUAUAGCUUUGUCUUCCAAUCAACGAUUUGUAUUGGCAGGGCUUGAUUCCGGUGCUAUUAUUGUUUUCAAUAUUGAUUUCAAUAAAUGGCAUUAUGAGUAUCACCAUCGUUAUUCAGUACGAUGAUUGGAAUCAGGAAUUUUCAUCAUUUCACUGCUUUUUACUCCAUAUCAGUUUGACCCGUAUAUUCCUUGAGGUUCUUUUUGCGGCACUGACUAGAUUUCUUCAUACUAAUUUAAUCUCUACAUGGGAAAUAAAUUAUUGGUUAAUUAUUUUAUCAUUGAUUAUGUCAUCACAGUUAACUGUUUCAGUUUGAUAUUGUGAUAUGUUGUUAAGAAAUUGUGGUUUACUUUUGGCUUGGUUUGGUUUAUUUGGUGAUUCUUUCAUUUUUCUUUCAUUCCUAUUGAUGACUGAUAACGCCGAAUUGAAUGUGAUGGCAAACAUGCACAACGAUAUACAUACACAUAUACAUAUACACAUACACACACACACACACACACACACAC
Loa loa (African eye worm) is the source of this 7973-nucleotide messenger RNA. RefSeq names its product rugose. Bases 73 to 7593 code for a protein of 2506 amino acids. The record is from RefSeq and is a predicted model, not a curated record. Gene Ontology annotation, biological process: intracellular protein localization. NCBI's taxonomy places the organism in Eukaryota, Metazoa, Nematoda, Chromadorea, Rhabditida, Onchocercidae. Gene Ontology annotation, cellular component: cytosol; membrane. Gene Ontology annotation, molecular function: protein kinase binding. The transcript is spliced from 49 exons.